Messenger RNA from Lactuca sativa (garden lettuce), 3308 nucleotides. Its product is annotated as beta-galactosidase. Gene Ontology annotation, molecular function: hydrolase activity, hydrolyzing O-glycosyl compounds; carbohydrate binding. Gene Ontology annotation, biological process: carbohydrate metabolic process. Lineage: Eukaryota; Viridiplantae; Streptophyta; Magnoliopsida; Asterales; Asteraceae. The record is from RefSeq and is a predicted model, not a curated record.
UCAAAAUUUUCAAAUCUUUCACACACCCCUCUCUCAUUACUCACCAAUCACCACUUCCCUUUUAUCCUAAAAUAUUUAUACAAGAACCAAAAGUUCACAAAGAACUAGAAUCUUUUCUUUAGUCUCUCCAUAAAAACACACACAUUUUACACGAUUUUUAGUGUAUGUUUGUGUGUUUCUUGGUAUCUUUCUUUAAUUUAAUAUACAGAAAGCAAGAAAGAGCAAAGUAGAAAUCGGCAUAAAAGCUAAUUUAUAAGGGAAAAAACACAGGAUUUUUCUCUGUGUCGAAGAUUUCUGAUGGAUAUUGGGUUUGUUAAAAUGCCGAGGUUUAAUUUACUGUUGAUGGUGUUAUUGUGUUCAUGGGUUUGUUUCUGUAACGGGUCUGUUUCAUAUGACCACAAAGCUAUCUCCAUUAAUGGCCAAAGAAAAAUUCUUAUUUCUGGAUCCAUUCACUAUCCAAGAAGCACUCCAGAGAUGUGGCCAGAUCUUAUCCAGAAGGCAAAAGAAGGAGGAUUAGAUGUGAUUCAAACUUACGUUUUCUGGAAUGGACAUGAACCACAACCUGGUCAAUAUUAUUUUGAAGAUAGGUAUGAUUUGGUGAAGUUCAUUAAGCUGAUUAAGCAAGCUGGACUCUAUGCUCAUCUCAGAGUUGGUCCUUAUGCUUGUGCUGAAUGGAAUUUUGGGGGUUUUCCUGUUUGGUUGAAAUAUGUUCCAGGAAUCAGUUUCAGAACAGAUAAUGGUCCUUUCAAGGCUGCUAUGGAAAAAUUCACCAGACACAUAGUGAACAUGAUGAAAGCAGAAAGAUUAUACGAGACUCAAGGUGGUCCAAUUAUUUUAUCUCAGAUUGAGAAUGAAUAUGGGCCGUUGGAGUAUGAACUUGGAGCUCCGGCUCGAGCUUAUACAAAAUGGGCGGCUUCUAUGGCGGUGGGUCUAGGAACCGGAGUUCCAUGGGUGAUGUGCAAGCAAGAUGAUGCUCCUGAUCCAGUUAUCAAUACUUGCAAUGGAUUUUACUGCGACUAUUUCUCUCCCAACAAAAAUUUCAAGCCCAAAAUGUGGACAGAAGCUUGGACAGGAUGGUUCACUGAGUUUGGAGGUGCGGUUCCUUAUAGACCAGCUGAAGAUUUGGCAUAUUCAGUUGCUAAAUUUAUUCAAAGUGGUGGAUCUUUUAUUAAUUACUAUAUGUAUCAUGGAGGAACAAAUUUUGGAAGAACUGCAGGUGGUCCAUUUAUUGCAACAAGUUAUGACUAUGAUGCCCCUCUUGAUGAAUUUGGACUAAAACGGGAAGCUAAGUGGGGACACCUAAAAGAUCUUCAUAGAGCAAUAAAACUAUGUGAGCCCGCUUUAAUAAACAGCGACCCCUCUAUCAUCACCCUUGGAAACUAUCAAAAGGCAUAUGUUUACAAAUACAAAACUGGAGGCUGUGCUGCUUUCCUUUCAAAUAACAACCGAGCUGCUUACGCGACAGUAAGCUUUCAAAACCAACGGUACAAUCUCCCACCAUGGUCCGUCAGCAUCCUGCCUGACUGCAAGAACACCGUUUACAAUACCGCAAGGGUCGGUGCACAAACCGCAUUGAUGAAGAUGACAUCAGCAGGGAGUGGAUUUGCUUGGCAGUCAUACAACGAUCAAACCGAAUCCUAUGAUGACAACUCGUUUACAACAGUUGGAUUAUUGGAGCAACUUAAUGUCACUAGAGAUUCUUCCGAUUAUUUGUGGUACAUGACAGAUGUCAGGGUGGGGUCCAAUGAAGGGUUCUUAAGAAGCGGGAAGUGGCCUACUCUUACUGUCCAAUCCGCUGGUCAUGCUUUGCAUGUUUUCAUCAACGGUCAACUAUCAGGUCAGAAGAGUCAAACAAGGAAUAAGAUUUUUUUGUCAUUACACUUAUUGUGUGUGAUUUUCGUGACACUUGUUUGUUUUUUUACAGGAACUGUUUAUGGAAGUCAAAAAAAUCCAAAAGUAACUUUUAAUAAACCAGUAAAUCUAAGAGCUGGAUUGAACAAGAUUUCUUUACUAAGCAUUGCAGUUGGUCUCCCGAAUAUUGGUCCACAUUUUGAGACAUGGAAUGCGGGUGUUCUUGGUCCAGUCACACUUUAUGGUCUCAAUCAAGGGAAGAGAGACUUGACAUGGCAAAAAUGGUCUUAUAAGGUUGGCCUCAAAGGCGAAAUUCUAAGUCUUCACUCACUCUCUGGUAGUUCAUCUGUUGAGUGGAUUCAAGGUUCAUUAGUGACUCAAAGACAACCGUUGACAUGGUACAAGACUGUUUUCAAUGCUCCAAAUGGGAACGAGCCUUUGGCUUUGGACAUGAGCAGUAUGGGAAAAGGUCAAAUAUGGAUAAAUGGUCAAAGUGUUGGACGUUAUUGGCCUGCAUACAAGGCAUCUGGUUCUUGUAGUACUUGUAGCUACGCGGGUUAUUUUGAUGAGAAAAAAUGCCUAAGUAAAUGUGGUGAAUCUUCACAAAAAUGGUACCAUGUACCCCGAUCAUGGUUAAAACCAAGAGGAAACUUGUUGGUUGUGUUUGAAGAAUUGGGAGGAAUUCCUUAUGGGAUAUCAUUGGUGAAAAGAGGGGUUUACAGUGUGUGUGCGGAUAUAUACGAAUGGCAACCUUCAUUGAUGAAUUAUGAAAUGCAAGCUUCUGGUAAAGUCACCAAACCAUUGAGGCCAAAAGCUCAUCUUUCAUGUAGCCCUGGUCAGAAGAUUUCAUCUAUAAAGUUUGCUAGCUUUGGAACACCAUUAGGGGGUUGUGGUAGUUAUAGUGAGGGUAGCUGUCAUGCUCAUAACUCCUAUGAUGCCUUCAAUAAGUUAUGCGUUGGACAACAAGCAUGCACAGUACCUGUAACACCUGAAAUAUUUGGAGGUGAUCCUUGCCCAAAAGUAAUGAAGAAGCUUUCAGUUGAGGCCCUUUGCAGUUGAUGAUGAAAUUAUUUCAAAUAUCUAUAGUUAUAUUAUUUAUAAAAUUUAUAUGAAUAUUUGGUAACCAAGAAUAGCCGUUAUGCGAACAAGGUCGCUACACGGCCAUAUGACAGGCUUAGGCCAAAGGUGAAGUUGUACAGAUAUGCAACACACCGUUGUGGUUCAAGAGCCUUGUAAUGUAUACGGACUUUGAAGAUUGGUGUAUAUAUAGUUCGCUUAUGUGCGGAUGUAAUAUUAGUAGGAAAGCACGUUGAGACUCGUGAUUCGAGUCCAUGAGCUUAUGUUUUCAUUUUGGUUAUUUGAAGGGAAAUGUAAAAGCCUCUGGCUUUUCGUGUCUUUGUUUAUUUUGUGGAUGUAAAAACGGUUGAAAAUGGUAAUUUUUAAUUUGGUUUCUUGAA